Molecule: messenger RNA, 2713 nt
Organism: Eptesicus fuscus (big brown bat)
Lineage: Eukaryota; Metazoa; Chordata; Mammalia; Chiroptera; Vespertilionidae
Gene: DACT1
Product: dishevelled binding antagonist of beta catenin 1
Exons: 4
Coding region: 194-2704 (836 amino acids)
Biological process (GO): negative regulation of JNK cascade; regulation of Wnt signaling pathway, planar cell polarity pathway; negative regulation of canonical Wnt signaling pathway
Cellular component (GO): cytoplasm
Source: RefSeq, a predicted model, not a curated record
CGGCGCAGCGGACGGCGCCGCCGGGGCCGGGACGGCUGCAGCCCGCGGGCCACGAGCGCUCCCGGCCGCCGCCCCCGCUGCUGCGUCCCGCCGCCCGGGCGGCAUGAGCCCGCGGCCGCGGUUCUGAGCGCCCCGCUCCUCCGCCCGGACGUGCCGGCCGAGGUGACGGGUGCUCGCUGCAGGGCUGGGGGCCAUGAAGCCGAGUCCGGCCGGAGUGGCGAGGGAGCUGGAGCCGCAGGCGCCGGCCCGGGGCGAGCAGCGCGCGGCGGAGCCCGAGGGGCGCUGGCGGGAGAAGGGCGAGGCGGACACGGAGCGGCAGCGCACCCGCGAGCGGCAGGAGGCCACGCUGGCCGGGCUGGCGGAGCUGGAGUACCUGCGCCAGCGCCAGGAGCUGCUGGUCCGGGGCGCCCUGCGCGGCACUGGGGGUGCGGGCGCCGCGCCCCGAGCCGGGGAGCUGCCGGGGGAGGCGGCGCAGCGCAGCCGCCUGGAGGAGAAGUUCUUGGAGGAGAACAUUUUGCUGCUGCGGAAGCAAUUGAAUUGUUUGAGGAGAAGAGAUGCUGGUUUGUUGAAUCAGUUGCAAGAACUUGACAAGCAGAUAAGUGACCUGAGACUCGAUGUAGAAAAGACAUCUGAAGAGCACCUGGAGACAGACAGCCGGCCCAGCUCAGGGUUUUAUGAGCUGAGUGAUGGGGCUUCAGGAUCCCUUUCCAAUUCCUCUAACUCGGUCUUCAGUGAGUGUUUAUCCAGUUGUCAUUCCAGCACCUGCUUUUGCAGCCCCUUGGAGGCAACCUUGACUAUCUCGGAUAGUUGCCCCAAAUCUGCAGAUCUCAUAGGAUGGUUGGACUAUACAGAAGGCCACUGUGAAGACCAGGCCUCAGAGGCAGUUUGCUGUUUCCCCUCCACAUCACAAUUUAAUCCCCUUGGUGUCAUUGCAGAUGUGAAUCCCAAGUACCAGUGUGAUCUGGUGUCUAAAAACGGGAAUGAUGUCUAUCGCUAUCCCAGCCCACUCCAUGCUGUGGCCGUGCAGAGCCCCAUGUUUCUCCUCUGCCUGACAGGCAGCCCUCUGAGGGAAGAGGAGAGGCUGGGCAACCACACCAGUGACAUUUGUGUCGGGUCUGAGCUGGACGCCAUCAAGACGGAGGCGUCCUUGCCGUCCCCGAGCAGCGUGUGGCCUGCUCCCCAUCCCUCAUCCAGCAAGAAAAUGGAUGGCUACAUCCUGAGCCUGGUCCAGAAGAAAACACACCCGGUAAGGACCAACAAGCCAAGAACCAGUGUGAACGCGGACCCCACGAAGGGACUUCUGAGGAACGGGAGCGUUUGUGUCCGAGUGACUGGGGGUGUCUCCCAGGCCAAUCCCGGGAACCUUAAGAAUUCCAAACAGGCGCCUCUGCCCCCGGUCGGAGUCCCCUCUUUGGACAACGGGACCUUCUCCCCACCGAAGCAGUGGUCAAAAGAACCGAAGGCAGAACAACUGGAAAGCAAGAGGCUGCCCUUGCCAGAGGGCUGCUCGCCUGGCGCCGCCCCUGAACUUCCAAGUAAGCAUCCACCCAAAAAUGCCAAGCUGGCCUCCCAGGAGCAUGUGCGGUGCCCCACCACUGUGCUAGGGGAGGCCCCCAAGGAGAGCAGCCCGAUCCCAGCUGCCUCUCCAAAAGAGAGCCCUGGGAGAGGCCUCGCCCCGCUGCAGGAGAACAAAGUUGUCCCGCCGCUGAAAAAGACGGCACCGAGGAACGGCCUGCAGCCCCCUCCUGCCCCGCCGGCACCCCCGUCCUCAGCGUUCCCCGUGGAAGAGCGGCCUGCCCUGGAUUUCAAAAGCGAGGGCUCUUCUUCUCAAAGCCUGGAAGAGGGGCCUCUGGUGAAGGCGCACUUCGUCCCUGCGCCGCAGCCGGGCGCGCGGCCGCACCGGGGCACCCGGACCGCCGCUGCGCCCCGGGGCUCCGCCCUGAAGCACAGGGCCCAGGCCCUCCAUGGCCCCGACGGCGCCUUGCCCACCGUGAGGGAGAAAACCCGGGCCGCCGGCAAGAAGUGUCGGUUCCCCGACGACCUGGAUACAAAUAAGAAACUCAGGAAGGUCUCUGCCAAAGGGAGGAGGAGUGGGGGCGGCCACGCCGAGGCGGGCCUCCCCGGCCGGCCGCUCGGGGCUGCCCACCGGCCCGGGGGCAGGGCGCACGGCCACGGGCGCGAGGCGGUGGUGGCCAAGCCCAGGCACAAGCGAACCGACUCGCGGCGGUGGAGGUCGGCCGCCGAGGUCUCCUACGAGGAGGCUCUGCGGCGCGCGCGGCGGGGCCGGCGGGAGGGCGCGGGGCUGUGCGCGGCCGCCGUGGCGCUGCCCUUCGCCAGCCCCUACGCCUACGUGGCCAGCGACUCCGAGUACUCGGCCGAGUGCGAGUCCCUCUUCCACUCCACCGUGGUGGACACCAGCGAGGACGAGCAGAGCAACUACACCACCAACUGCUUCGGGGACAGCGAGUCCAGCGUGAGCGAGGGCGAGUUCGCGGGCGAGAGCACCAGCACCAGCGACUCGGAGGAGAGCGGGGGCCUCAUUUGGUCCCAGUUCGUCCAGACGCUCCCCAUCCAGGCGGUCGCGGCCCCCGACCUUCACAGCAACCCCGCCAAGACCUUUGUCAAAAUCAAGGCUUCCCACAACCUCAAGAAGAAAAUCCUCCGCUUCCGGUCCGGCUCUUUGAAGCUGAUGACCACCGUUUGAGGACAUCUG